Molecule: messenger RNA, 2909 nt
Organism: Loxodonta africana (African savanna elephant)
Lineage: Eukaryota; Metazoa; Chordata; Mammalia; Proboscidea; Elephantidae
Gene: GP1BA
Product: glycoprotein Ib platelet subunit alpha
Exons: 2
Coding region: 1074-2738 (554 amino acids)
Cellular component (GO): plasma membrane
Molecular function (GO): protein binding
Source: RefSeq, a predicted model, not a curated record
GGGGGAGCAAUUCAGGACGAGAGGAAAUAAGGAACCUAGGAUGGAAAUGGGGGAGUGCUGGCACACUAUGAGGAAUGACACCAACAUCAUGGAACCCUUAAUGUACAAACUAUGGAACAGGAAACGAAUUUGCUCUGUAAACUUUCACCUAAUGCAUGAUAGAAGACCAAAAUAAAUAAAUCUCAGUGAUAAAAACCAAAAAACAAAAAGAAGAAGAAGUGGGCUCAAGGUCAAAUCCUGGGGCAUGUUAAGUUUUCAGCAAGUGCAGAGGAGUCCAUAAACGAGACUGAGAGGUAAGGGGAAACCAGGGAAGUCACAGUGUCAUAAAGGCCAAAUGGCAAUUCCAAGGACGGUGUGGCCAUGAGCUUACAAGCUACAUCAAGUACGAUCAUACUGGAGAAGUGUCUGGAAGAUGGAGGGCACUGGUGGCCUUGGCAAGAACUGAGUCAGUGGAGCAGGGGGAGAAGCCAGCCUGGAGUGGGAUGAGGAGGCAGAGGGAGGCAAGGCACGUACAGAGUUAAAAUUAGGCAACUCUAAGAAUGUAGCACAAACAGUUAAGUGCUCAACUACUAGCCGAAACAUUGGUGGUUGGAACCCAUCCAGAAGCACACUGGAAGACAGGCCUGGCAAUCUGCUUCCAAAACGUCACCGCCUUGAAAACUGUAUGGAGUAACUCUACUCUGUAACACAUCAGGUCUCCAUGAGUCAGAAUCAACUCAAGGGCAAAUAAGACAACAAAGAAUGUAGCUGUGAAGAGGAGAAGAGACAGGGUGGCAGCUGGGGAGGUUUUUAAAAGAUGGAUACAGGUGGCUGAAAGUGUCCAUCCUGAUCUCCCCAGUGUGGAAGGAAAGUGGAAGAGUGCAGAACCAAACGGAGUGUUUGGGGGAAGUUGUGGAGGGAGUUGAUAAGGGCCUGUGUCUGGGAGGGACAUUCUGUUCCUAGGUCAUUGGGGACCCUAUCAGGCUGGCAUUUCCUCCCCAUCCCCAGCCCCUUCCUGCCCUUUGCCAGGCCCUCCCCGGGGCUGGAAGACAGAAGGACCAAGUCACACCCUAGAAGAAGCUCUGUGUCUUCAGAUGUCUUUCUGCCUCUCUGUCCCCAUGCUUCUCCUCUUCUUGCUGCUCCUGUUGCCAAGCCCCUCACAUCUCCACUCCAUCUGUAAUGUAUCCGAAGUGGACAGCAAGGCGUUAGUGAACUGUCAGAAGCGGGGGCUGAAGGUGCUGCCCCCAGACCUGCCAACAGACACAGCCAUCCUGUACCUGGAUGAAAACCCGCUGGCCACCUUCUCCACGGCAUCCGUGGUGAAUCUAACUCACCUCAUCCAGCUGCACCUGGAGCACUGCCAGCUGGCCAACCUGCAGACUGAUGGGAUACUGUCACAGCUGAAGAUGCUGGAUCUAUCACACAAUCAGCUAAAAAGCCUGCCCCCACUAGGGCGGGCACUGCCAGUUCUCAUUAGCCUGGACGUCUCCUUCAACCAGCUGGCCUUAUUUUCAGGGGCCCUGGAUGGCCUGAGCCAACUGCAAGAGCUCUAUCUUCGUGGCAAUCACUUGAAGGCUCUGCCCCCAGGGCUUCUGGCAAGCACACCCAGGGUGAAGAAGCUCAAUCUGGCUAACAACGAGUUGGACGAGCUGCCCCCUGGACUCCUGAAUGGGCUGGAUGACCUAGACACACUCUACCUCCAAGAGAACUGUCUGCGCACAAUACCAAAGGACUUCUUUGGGGACUCCAUCCUGCCUUUCGCUUUCCUCCACAGCAACCCCUGGGUCUGCAACUGUGAGAUUCUCUAUUUCCGUAAUUGGCUGCGUGACAAUGAGCAAAAUGUCUACUUAUGGAAAGAAGGUAUGGAGGUCAAGGCCAUGACUCCCAAUGUAGCCAGUGUGCAGUGUGCCAACUUAUCUGACGUACCCGUCUACACCUACGAAGGGAAGGGUUGCGCCACCCUUGGUGAUGACUCUGACUAUGACAACUAUGAUGAUGAAGAGUACCAAAACGUUGAUAAGGUACCUGCCACCACGGCUGUGGUCAGACUCUCUACUGACACUGAAGCCCAUACAGAAUCUACUGCUUCUUCAGGUAACCAUACGCUCUACUCGACUCUACUCCAACGAUUCCCUAUAAUACAGACUACAUUCACAACCGAAGAGCCCUCAGAUUCCACCAUAUUCCCAAAUACCGCAGAAUCUAUCACAUUUUCUGAAAUUCCAAAACUCACUAAAGAACACACCACAACCGCAGCCACCCCAGAAAUGACUACUAUGCCAACCAGUCCAGAACCCACCUCACUCCCUACUACCUUUGAACCUUUCAACUUCCUGAACAUCCGUGGGGUGGCUCAAGGGAAUGUGGAUACUUCCAGAAAUGACCCUUUUCUCCACCCCGACUUUUGCUGCCUCCUCCCCUUGGGCUUCUACGUGUUGGGUCUCCUCUGGCUCCUGUUUGCCUCUGUGGUCCUCAUCUGGCUGCUGAUCUGGCUGCAGCGCCUGAGACCCCAGGCUGCAGCUGUGUACACCGCACAUCUGGAGCUGCAGAGGGGAAGGCAAGUGACCGUGUCCCAGGCCUGGCUCCUCUUUCUUCAAGGAUCACUCCCCACUUUCCGCUCCAGCCUCUUCCUCUGGGUACGGCCCAGUGGCCGUGUGGGGCCUCUGAUGGCAAGACGGCAACCCUCAGCCCUGAGUCUGGGUCGUGGUCAAGACUUGCUGGGCACAGUGGCUAUUAGGUACUCUGGCCACAGCCUCUGAGGGUGGGUGGUUUGGGGACCUUAGAGAGGCCCUGAGGAGCUUUCCUGUGGAGAUCUAGCUGUGGGUAGGUGGAUAAGGAGCCAAGCGUCAGGGGGAGGUCUUAAUUACUUUUUAUCACAAGCCUCCUCUUCACACCACAGGCACAGCAAACCAGGAAGGGCAGCAAGAUGG